Molecule: messenger RNA, 2120 nt
Organism: Myotis lucifugus (little brown bat)
Lineage: Eukaryota; Metazoa; Chordata; Mammalia; Chiroptera; Vespertilionidae
Gene: MXI1
Product: MAX interactor 1, dimerization protein
Exons: 4
Coding region: 1-507 (168 amino acids)
Biological process (GO): regulation of transcription by RNA polymerase II
Molecular function (GO): DNA-binding transcription factor activity, RNA polymerase II-specific; protein dimerization activity; RNA polymerase II cis-regulatory region sequence-specific DNA binding
Source: RefSeq, a predicted model, not a curated record
AUGCACUUUUUUUCAUUUCCUUUUAGGUCUACACACAAUGAGCUGGAAAAGAAUCGACGAGCUCAUCUGCGCCUAUGUUUAGAACGCUUAAAAGUUCUGAUUCCACUAGGACCAGACUGCACCAGGCACACAACACUUGGUUUGCUCAACAAAGCCAAAGCACACAUCAAGAAACUUGAAGAAGCUGAAAGGAAGAGCCAGCACCAGCUAGAACACUUGGAAAGAGAACAGAGAUUUUUAAAGCGGCGACUGGAACAGCUGCAGGGUCCUCAGGAGAUGGAACGAAUACGAAUGGACAGCAUCGGAUCAACUAUUUCUUCAGAUCGCUCUGAUUCAGAGCGAGAGGAGAUUGAAGUGGAUGUUGAAAGCACAGAGUUCUCCCAUGGAGAAGUGGACAAUAUCAGUACCACCAGCAUCAGUGACAUUGAUGACCACAGCAGCCUGCAGAGUAUUGGGAGUGACGAGGGUUACUCCAGUGCCAGUGUCAAACUUUCGUUCACUUCCUAGAACCCAGCAUGACAUAACAGUGCAGGGCAAAAUACUCACUGGGCCAAUUCAAUCCAAACAAUCUCUUAAAUUGGGUUCAUGAUGCAGUCUCCUUUAAAACUAACCUAAACAAAAUCAUACUUGAACAAAAGGGUCAGAAGACCUCUAUUUAAGCAAAUACUUAGCAAAAUGUGGGGCAGAGCCUCCCCAGCAGAACAAAUAUUCAUUAAUAUUCAUUUUUGAAAAUCACAAUUUCUAAUGGCAGCAGAAAACUUGUGUGAAAUUUUCUUGACUUGAUUUAGUUGAUUUGAAAGGACAUUGGAAAUUCCAUCCUCUUUUUUUCUUUCCUAGAUUGCUCAUAGUGUAGACACAUUUAAGGAUGGUAUUCUGAACCCUUCCUGAGCUUUAUGAUCCUAAAAACAAAAUCAGAUCUAUAAUAAUGGCAAGACAAGAUAAUCAGGCAUUAAUCUUGGAUAGCUACACAGCUAUUAAAACUUAGCCUGGGCUAGCUUAUCAUGAAGCCUGUGGAUGAUCAAUUCUUUAAUUAAAAAAACAAACAAAAACGCACACAUUCAUUUCAUGCUCUGCGAAAGGAGAGACUCCCAUGAAGCCUUUUGAAAGGGAUCAUCGUGCAGCUCAGCCAUCUGUUGGAUUCCAUGCUAAGCAAGCCAACCUUACCCUGCAUUGUUAGCACUAGGGCACCCAGCCGCCAGCUCGUUAGCCACCCUGGGGCAGUUCAUGCGUGACAGCCUCUCCCACAUAGGGCCUGAGUUCGGAUUGAGGGGCCAGAAGGAAAAAGCUCCACGUGCCUCUGUGUCUGCAUGGGCCAGAAGAGUUGUGCACGCAGAUUAGCAGGCCAAGGUCUGAGCCACGGCAGCAUUUUUAUUUCAGAUUUUGAUAACUGUUUGUAUGUGUUAAAAACCAAAAUGACAUCUUUUUAAAGCUUGUCCAUAAAAACAGAUGUCUUUUAUAGUGGAAAAACAUGUGGGGGGAAAAAUCAUCUAUUUUGAUGCAGCAUUUGAUAAUGAUAAAACGCCUCACUCUUUAUAGUGCACAAAGUGAAUGAGGUCUGAGCUAGGUAGGAAAAGGUCAAUGCUGUUUUUGUCUUCUUUUAGAAUCAUUACCAGCUUUUAUCCAUCUGAUAUCUAUAGUAGACACACUAUCAUAGUUAACAUAGUUAAGUUCUGGACUUGUCUCAUUUUAAUGUAAAGAUUUGCUUCCGUUUUCCUACAGGCAGACUCUCUCCUUCCUCACAGUCCCACUGUGCAGGUGCUAUUGUUGCUCUUAUCAAUAUUUUCAGAAAUGUUAUUUUAAGUGAAAUUCCUAGCCUGCACUUUGAUGUCGUGUGUUCCCUUUGUCCUUCAAAUUCCCAAGUUUUCUCCCUGGCCUCGCCUCUCCCUUACCCCAGGAAACCUUCUUGGAGACCUCCUUACCCCUUUGACUUUAAAGGCUCUUUGAACUUUGUAUACUUUAAAUAAUUUAACUACCCAUAAUUACUUUUUAAAAAGCUUUAUGAUUUUCAUAACUUAUUGCUGAUUUUAAUGGGUUGUUAAUUUCAGUCCUGUAGUUUUAUUUUGUUUAGAUAGGGCUGGGCAAGGAAAAAGAAAAUAAAGACAACCAUAUUUAGCAGUGCA